This is a messenger RNA of Lachancea mirantina, 2613 nucleotides long. NCBI's taxonomy places the organism in Eukaryota, Fungi, Ascomycota, Saccharomycetes, Saccharomycetales, Saccharomycetaceae. The record is from the annotation of a GenBank genome assembly.
AUGUCCAAGCGCAAGUACGGGAGCCCCAAGGCCCCGAAGGCGGAGGGCCUUUUACUUUCCAAACACAUGCGGUAUUCGCAGGCGUGCGACCGGUGCCGGCUGAAAAAAGUACGCUGCGACGGCGUCAAGCCCGUCUGCGGGGCUUGCCGCAAAGUCGGCUUCCAGUGUCGCACCAGCGACAAACUUACCCGGCGCGGGUUCCCGCGCGGAUACACGGAGAUGCUUGAGAAGGAGGUGGUGCGGCUGCAGCAGCAGCUCGGCGGCAAGGGGACCGGGAUCGGGGCCGAGGUCGGGGCCGAGACCGGGGCCGAGGCCGGCGAUGACGUCGGCGGCUCGGCGGCAGCAUUGGCUGCGACGGUGACCGUGACGGACCACGACGGCGCUAGCGCGGACCGGCGUAGCCGCGGAAGUGACGCGUCGGCGGCUACGCCGGCCGAGGGCCAACUCGUGUUCGUAAACGACUCGUUCCAUCUGUAUCGCAACUACGUCGCACCCGAUGGCACGUACCUGGGCAACGCGACCUGGAGCAAGAUCACACGCCAGCGCCGGGACGGCAGCGGCCGCGUCGACGCAGGCGUUGACGCCUGGCUGUGCGAGUUUUUGACGGCGCGGUUCCAGGUCUCGCACGGGUCGCUGCCGGCAGCGCUGCUGGGCAAGUACCGUGGCGACGUAAAUACGACGCGGCGUCGCGUCAAGCGGUGCGUCGCGCACUUCUUCAAGUGCACCAUGUCGCUCGUGCCAGUGCUCUACGCGGACGCGUGGAGGCAGCAGCUGUUUGCAGCGGUCGCCGGGACGGCGACGCCGACGGCGACGCCGACGGCCCCGGCGCUUCUGGCGCUCCUGUUCAUCCUGCAGUGGCAAUGGCGCUGUUUCGACUCCAGAAAACUGUUCGUGGCCACGAAAUUCGUGUGUCUGAACUCGUCGCACCGGCUGCAGAGCCUGCAAUGUCUCUUGCUCGCGGCUUACUACUUCCUGGGUGCGCCGCUUGCACGCGGCGCACCGCCCGCGUACUCGGUCUCUGACGCAUGCGAAUUGCUGCGGCUCGCGUUCGCCUCGGUUCUCGACUUAGGGCUGUUCAUCAACAGCCACAAGCUGGUCCCGCUGGCGGAGACCACCACCACGGGCGGCGCGGAUUUGCAACCCGAAGAACGGCUCGUCACGUUCUGGUGCUUCCAGUUCCUCGACUCUUGGUCCACGCUGCUCGCAGGCACCCCCAAGUACAAUUUCAUCAUGGACGAGUUUCAGCCGCCCUCGUUGGCGUCGCUGCACAACGCCAAACUCAAGCCUUUUGAGAUUCUGCUUAAUUUCGUGGUCGGUUCUCUCGACGGCUGCAAUUUGCUGUAUUCCGUCGCGCAGGAAAACACGCACGCGCUGCAGCAGCUCAUCGAGGCUUUCAAAAGCGUGCUUGUCAAGUACAACUUGUACCACCAGUUGCAGGACCACGAACCUUAUUCCCUGCCCAGCAUCGUCACCGAGUUUGACACUCCGCAGUCGUCAGAGGUCCAGUUGACCCUGUAUUACCUGAUCAUGAAAUUGCUCACGCAAACCAAAAGCCCAGCGCCGCAAACAGAACACGCGCCUCCGCCCGAAGACACCGCCUACGAGAUUCUAACACUCUACUAUCUCGUUCUAGUCAACAAGAUUGACCCCAAGGCCCAAUUACCCCAGCAAUUACAAAUUUCCCAUUUCAUGCCCUGUAACAGCGUCGACGUUAUUCGAAAGUGUCUGGAAACCCUCUUCGCGUGGGCCACCUCCGUGCAACACACAGACUCGCAACUGAAUCUGCGAUUCGAAAAGUACCAAUCAAUCGUCAGCGCAUGGUGCAAAUUGUGGUACCAGGAUGAACCCCACGACGAUUUGCUGAACAGGCUUCGUACCGUGUUCAAGUUCAAUUUGACCCUACCACCAGGCAGGUUGGGGUUCAUCUAUGAUAAGACCGAUUACUUGAAUUCGCUGUCCGUCACCACCGAAAUGCCCAUUGGCAAAGUGCUGUUCCCAGAUUUUCAACCUCAGAGCUUGCCUGACGGUUUCAACAUUUUUGCCAACGACACGGUCGCACCGUCGUCGCUGCCUCUGCCAUCAAGUGCCAGCCUUCUGUUCGGUACAGAUAACGGACAAGAAGAAGACGAUGGAUAUGCAGAGGACGACGAUGACGAUGAGGAAUUCCCCUUGGAAAUCCCCUUCACCAGGAAAAAACAUCCGGCGUCGAAAUCGCAUCCAAUACCGAAAAAUCCAAUGCUGAUGCGAAGAGCAGGGUCUCUUUUCGAACAUCGGAAUUCGGGUCCCGUAACGAAACGUGCACCAGUUGCACGGGCCAACUCCGAUUUUGUCAUGCCGGAUGAGAAUCCAAGUCUUUUGAGCAAUCCUGAACCAAGUACCAGCAUCGAAUUGCCUGACGAUAAGCAAACUGAAAGCCAUAAGAAUCCAACCGAUCAUUACGCUCUAGUCCAAGGCGAAAAGCCUUCCCCACAAGAAGUGGGCACACCACGUUCAUUUGUCGAAAUGUUAAAUUUACCCAUCACUGAUGACAAAGAAAAGCUUGCCUCAUCAAACGUGGAUUUGAAAGGAUUUCGAAAGGAAGUGCAUAAUACUUCUAAUCAGAUCAAUAAAUAG